CCUCCCGGGCUGGGAUCCCCGGGGGGAGCCAUGCGGGUGGCCAGGUGGCUGACGGGGCUGCUCUGCCCGCUCUCGCUCUUCGUCGCCAGGUCUUGCGAAGUUCACUUCCACCCCCGGCAAGAAGCCCUGGUGAAGACUCUGCCCUCCUACGAGGUGGUGACUCCCGCGCGGGUCAACGAGUUCGGAGAAGUGUUCCCCCAGAGCCGCCACUUCAGCAGGAGGAAGCGCAGCUCCGAGGCCCUGGAACCCACGCCGUUCCGGACCCACUACCGAAUCAGCGCCUACGGGCAGCUCUUCCAGCUAAACCUGAGCGCCGACGCGGCCUUCCUGGCCGCUGGCUACACCGAGGUGCACUUGGGAACCCCUGCAGGCGGGGCGGAGGAGCUGGGCAGGACACCCCCAGAUCUGCGCCACUGCUUCUACCGCGGCCAGGUCAAUGCACGGGAGGAGCACACAGCCGUCUUCAGCCUCUGCGGAGGCCUGAUGGGAACCUUUAAAGCACACGACGGUGAAUAUUUCCUAGAACCUCUACUGAAAGCAGAUGGAAGUGAACAUGAGGAUGAUCACAACAAGCCACAUCUUAUAUACAGACAGGAAUUAAAGAGGGACUAUUAUCUACAAUUACAUAAGCCUUGUGAAGUUUCAGAGAGCCAAAUAAAGAAAACUACUUUACCAUUUCACAACUACAGCAACAUCAAUGAAGAUUUUAAUGUAAAGAAGAAAAUGGUCUUAGAAUACCCUUCAAGAAAUAUAUCAUUGGAAGAUGAAAGAAGUCAAUUACAUUCCAGGAGAAAACGUUUUUUAUCUUAUCCAAGAUAUGUGGAAGUUAUGGUCACAGCAGAUGCUAAAAUGGUUCAUCAUCAUGGGCAGAAUUUGCAGCACUAUGUACUAACUCUAAUGUCAAUUGUUGCAGCAAUCUAUAAGGACUCAAGUAUUGGAAAUCUUAUAAACAUAGUUAUUGUAAAACUAGUUGUAAUUCACAAUGAACAGGAAGGACCAGUCAUCAGUUUCAAUGCUGCAACCACAUUACGCAACUUUUGUUUAUGGCAACAAUCUCAGAAUAUUCUUGAUGAUGCUCACCCUUCCCACCAUGAUACUGCUGUUCUUAUCACUAGGGAAGACAUUUGUGGAGCCAGAGAAAAAUGUGAUACAUUAGGGUUAGCAGAACUAGGGACCCUGUGUGACCCUCUGCGGAGCUGCUCGAUUAGUGAAGAAAAUGGACUCAGUGCUGCCUUCACUAUAGCCCAUGAACUUGGGCACGUAUUUAAUGUUCCACAUGAUGAUAGUUUCAAAUGUAAGGAAUCUGGAAUUAAACAUCAGUAUCAUGUAAUGGCUCCAACAUUAAAUUACCAUACAAGUCCUUGGACCUGGUCAAAAUGCAGUCAGAAAUAUAUCACUGAAUUCCUUGAUACUGGUCAUGGAGAAUGCCUCCUUGACAAACCAAAUGGAAGAAUUUAUGAUCUUUCUUCACAACUUCCUGGAUUAAUAUAUGAUGUAAACAAGCAGUGUGAACUGAUGUUUGGUCCUGGAUCUCAAGUAUGUCCCUAUUUGAAGCAGUGCAGGCGUCUCUGGUGCACGAGCGCGGAGGGCGUCCACAAGGGCUGUCGCACUCAGCACAUGCCUCUGGCAGAUGGAACCAGCUGUGGUCCUGGGAUGCAUUGCCACCACGGUCUGUGUGUCAACAAGGAGAUGGAAACACGCCCUGUGGAUGGAGAAUGGGGGCCAUGGGGACCUUACAGCUCUUGUUCCAGAACGUGUGGAGGUGGAAUCAAAAGUACAACCAGGCUCUGUAAUCGUCCCAAGCCAAGAAACGGAGGAAAGUUCUGUGUGGGCCGCAGGAUGAAAUUUCGGUCAUGUAACACUGAUUCAUGUCCAAAAGGCAAGCAAGACUUUCGUGAGAAGCAGUGCUCUGACUUUGAUGGCGAACAUUUCAACAUCAGUGGCCUUUCCCCUAAUGUGAGGUGGCUCCCCAAGUACAGUGGCAUUGCCAUAAAAGAUCGCUGUAAACUCUACUGUCGGGUUGCUGGAACCACUAACUUCUACCAGUUGAAGGAUAGGGUUGCCGAUGGUACUCCUUGUGGGACUGAAACCAAUGACAUCUGUGUUCAAGGCCUGUGUCGGCAAGCUGGCUGUGACCAUGUGUUGAACUCCAAGGCCAAGAGAGACAAAUGUGGAGUGUGUGGUGGGGACAACUCUUCAUGCAGGACCAUGGCAGGCGUCUUCAAUAGCGCUCAUUAUGGUUAUAACAUUGUUGUAAAGAUUCCCACAGGAGCAACAAACAUUGAUAUUCUUCAGCACAGCUACUCAGGAAAACCAGAAGAUGACAAUUACCUUGCAUUAUCUGACACUCAAGGGAAUUUUCUUUUGAAUGGAAAUUUUGUUGUAAGUAUGUCAAAAAAGGAAAUCAACAUUCAAGGAGCUAUUUUUGAAUAUAGUGGCUCAAACAACUCAAUUGAAAGAAUUAAUAGUACUGAUCGACUGGAAGAUGAACUUGUUUUGCAGGUUUUGUGUGUGGGUAAUUUAUACAACCCUGAUGUGCAUUAUUCCUUUAACAUCCCUAUGGAAGAGACAAGUGACCUGUUCGUGUGGGAUCCAUAUGGCCCGUGGCAAGACUGCACCAAAAUGUGUCAAGGUCUUCAUGGAAGGAAAAUUACCUGCAUCCGCAAGAGUGAUCAUAUGGUCGUGUCUGAUCAAAGAUGCAACCACCUACCACUUCCACUCUUUGUGACCGAAAACUGCAAUAUGGACUGUGAACUAAGGUGGCACAUCACUGGCAAAAGUGAAUGUUCAUCUCACUGCGGUCAAGGUUACAGGUCUUUGGAUGUCCGCUGCAUGAAAUAUUCCAUCCAUAAAGGGCAGACUGUGCCAGUGGAUGAUCACUACUGUAGAGACCAGCUGAAACCUCCUACCCGAGAACCUUGUCAUGGGGACUGUGUUUUACCAAGAUGGCAUUAUUUAGGAUGGUCCCAGUGUUCCAGAAGUUGUGGAGGAGGGGAAAGAUCUCGAGAGUCUUACUGUAUCAAUAACUUUGGCCACCGUCUUGCUGACAGAGAUUGUCAAGAACUUCCCCGAGUGACGAGAGAGGACUGCAAUGAGUUCCCCUGUCCCAGUUGGGCUGCUAGUGAGUGGAGUGAGUGUCUUGUUACAUGUGGAAAAGGAACACAUCAACGGCAAGUAUGGUGUCAACUGAAUGAAGAUCAUUUGAGUGACAGCUUCUGUGAUCCAAGCACCAAACCUGAAUCUCUGAGACCAUGUGAGCUUCAGACAUGUGCUUCCUGGCAAGUAGGACCAUGGGGCUCCUGCACAGCCACGUGUGGAAUUGGGUAUCAAGUGCGUGCGGUGAAAUGCGUUGCUGAGCAACUGAAUACAGUGUUAGAUGACAGAGCGUGCCAUAGAGCCAGCCGCCCAAGCGACAGGCAGGACUGUGUAGUUACUUCCUGCCCAAUAAUCCCUAAAAUCAGGGCCACCUCAUUACCAGCUGUUCCCAUGGGAAUGAUGGCACAAUGGCGACAUGGUUCUUGGACCCCAUGCUCUGUGUCUUGUGGAAGAGGUAAUCAAGCCCGCUAUGUAAGCUGUCGCGAUGCUCACGAUGGAAUAGCGGAUGAAUCAUAUUGUGCCCAUUUACCCCGCCCUGCUGAGAUAUCUGUCUGUUUCAGCCCUUGUGGAGAGUGGCAAACGGGGAACUGGUCGCCUUGUUCAGCUUCCUGUGGCCAUGGAAAAGCAACUCGGCAAGUUUUAUGCAUCAACUACAAUCAGCCAGUCAACGAGAAGUACUGUGACCCCGGCAUUCGCCCUUCCAUAGAACAAGAAUGCAACCUGGAAGCCUGCCCGCCCACAUACAACCACUUUCCAAGUUCCUCUGAGCAGCCAGGCCAUUUUCCAGGCAGGAAUUUUCCAUUAACUCACAAACCAGAAGAUAAUCAAAAUCAGGGAAUCUAUUCAUUAAUCAGAGGGAAUCAAUGGCGAACAGGACCAUGGGGAUCAUGCUCAAGCAGUUGUGCAGGAGGCAUCCAGCGGAGAGCGGUGGUCUGCCAGGACGAGAAUGGACAAAGUGCCAUUUACUGCGAUGGGGCCUCCAAACCCCCAGAGACCAGACACUGUGAUUCAGGACCUUGUCCGCGGUGGAAUUAUGGAAACUGGGGAGAAUGUACACAGACAUGUGGAGGAGGAAUAAAAUCAAGAUUUGUAAUAUGUCAAUUUCCCAAUGGUCAAAUAUCACAAGAGGAAAACUGUGAAAUCUUCAACAAGCCCCCAAGUGUGGUGCAAUGCCACAUGCAUGCUUGUCCUUUUGAUGUGUCAUGGCGCCGGGGACCCUGGAAAUCGUGCUCUGUGACUUGUGGUAAAGGUUUAAAGUACCGUGAGGUGCUUUGCAUUGACAAAUUCCAAAGGAAAUUAGAAGAAACAAAUUGCAGUCAUCUUCAGAAACCCCGAACUCACAAAGCCUGUAGGUCUGCUAGAUGCCCCUCGUGGAAAGCCAACAGAUGGAAAGAGUGCUCUGUGACCUGUGGCUCUGGGGUUCAGCAAAGGGAUGUGUACUGCAGACUAAGAGGUGUGGGUCGCGUGGCCGAGGAACAGUGUGAUCCGUCCACCCAGCCUUAUUUUCAGAGGCAAUGUUGGCGUCAGGACUGCGUGCAGUACCAGUGGGUGGCAGAAGAGUGGCUGCCUUGCUCCACUUCAUGUAAGAAAAAAGAGACACUUCGGCAAGUGAAAUGCGUGGAUGCACAGAACAUUCAAGUGAAUGAAAGUUUCUGUGAGCCUUCAACCAGACCUGUUUCCGUCCAAAAGUGCAGGACUCCUCCCUGCAAGUAUAUCGUAGUCACUGGAGACUCAUCUCAGUGUACAGGUAACUGUGGAUUUAAGCACCGACAAAGGAUUACAGAUUGCAUCAGGAUCGACUCUACUGAGAAGUAUAUGCUCCAUCAGCUUUGGCCUGUAUAUUAUGGAAAAUGUCCCGUGUUGCCUUCCCCUCAGGUUUACAAAUGCAAUUUUAGGAGCUGUUUGCAUGUAGCCACUUGGAAAGUUGGAAAAUGGAGCAAGUGCUCUGUGACUUGCGGAAUUGGGAUAAUGGCAAGAAGAGUGGAAUGCAUGACCGAAAAUGGUUUUUCCAGUGACUUAUGUUUAAAGCGUUUAAAACCUGAUGCUCAGAAGAAAUGUUAUGUAAAUAACUGUAAAACUUAUGCCAGCUGCAAAGAAAUUCAGAUGAAAAACAACAUUACCAAGGAUGGUGACUAUUACCUUAACAUUAAGGGAAGAAUAAUAAAGGUCUAUUGUGCAGGCAUGUACUUGGAGAACCCCAAGGAAUAUAUAUCAUUGGUCAAAGGUGACGAAGACAACUUUUCUGAAGUGUAUGGUUUUAGAUUACAAAAUCCAUAUGAAUGUCCUUUUAAUGGAAGUAGGAGGCAAGACUGUGAAUGUAAAAAUGACUACUUGGCUGCUGGGUACACUGUCUUCAGUAAAAUAAGAAUUGAUCUCACUUCUAUGCAAAUUAAAACUACAGACCUUCAUUUUGCCCAGACACUAUUUGGUAAAGCGGUGCCAUAUGCCACAGCUGGGGAUUGCUAUAGCGCUGCCAGAUGCCCACAGGGACAAUUCAGCAUUAAUUUGGUAGGAACUGGGAUGAAGAUAUCCAGCACGGCAAAGUGGCUUGCCCAGGGCAAUUACGCCUCUGUCAUCAUACACAGAUCACAGGAUGGAACCAAGGUAUAUGGCAGAUGUGGAGGGUUCUGUGGAAAGUGUGUUCCUCACAUGGCUAUUGGUCUCCCGGUUCAAGUCAUAUAAACACCCAAUAGUAGACAGUAUGUCCCCAAGAGAAGACUGUCUCUGAAACAUCUAUAUAAACGGUGCUCAUUUCUUUCCUGUUCUCUUCCUGCAAAAUGUCUGUGCCUUUUUUGUCCCAAGGUGCUCACUUAGUGAUUCAAAUCAUUGCUUAAUUUUUUUCAAGUUCUCACAUUAAAGUUAACGGACAUAUGGCUCAAAUGAGAAGCCUUUUUAAAGAACACGAUAAUUUAUCGUGGGAGAUACAGGGUGUUUGAGUGAAUUAUACCAAAACAAUGUUGCUGUUAACUUGGAUUGAACCACAGUAAUAUUAUGCCUAUAAAUACACACGUCAAUCUCUAUCGUAUCCUAUUUAUAACAAAAUGUUUAUUCUACUUCUUGUUAAAAUGGGGCAAUUUUUAAAAUUUGUAAAAAUUAGGAAAAUGAACUUAAUCAAACUAUAAUUAUUAUUGAUCAAGUGACUAGUGAAUCAAUAGUUACAUUUAAAAAGUACAUAGCCAUUAUACUUUCUGCUGAUACAGUUUAGAUACCCUGUUUCAUAUUUCUUCUAAUUUUUAAUAGUGGAAUAUUGUUUUUCAAAUAAAAAACAUAGUCCUAAAUAUGUGGU
This is a messenger RNA of Talpa occidentalis (Iberian mole), 6382 nucleotides long. RefSeq names its product ADAM metallopeptidase with thrombospondin type 1 motif 20 (gene ADAMTS20). Gene Ontology annotation, cellular component: extracellular matrix. Lineage: Eukaryota; Metazoa; Chordata; Mammalia; Eulipotyphla; Talpidae. Gene Ontology annotation, molecular function: metalloendopeptidase activity; zinc ion binding. Gene Ontology annotation, biological process: extracellular matrix organization; proteolysis. The record is from RefSeq and is a predicted model, not a curated record. The coding region runs from base 31 to 5778 and encodes 1915 amino acids. The transcript has 39 exons.